GAAUUAACCAAAUGCAAGUAAAUUGUAAAUAAUUAAAGCCUUUGGACCUUUGGUUAUAUAAAUAGAAAGAUUCGAUAUGGUGAAAAAAAGUUAGAUGAGUGGGCUUUAAAAAAGUUAGAUGAGUUGACCUUAAAAAAUGUUAGAUGAGUUGAGCUUAAAAAUGUUAUAUAAACACCUUUCAUAAUCAAGCCCACAAAACAUCUAUACUAUUAAAAAAAAGAGAGAAAAUGACGGCUGAACCAAAAAAUGAAGAGAAAAAGACUACGGAAACCACGCUUAGCUUUCAGGAGAAACUUCAAUCUCCUGCGGACGAAUUCUUUAACUAUUUUACCAGAAAGAUACACCAUGUCUCAGUCGAGUAUCCUGCUGAGGAAUUGAGGUUCUAUAUACAGUCGACGGAUUUGGAGAAAAGAACAGUGACGAUGCGUAUAUUUGGGGAAAGAGUAAACCCAAAAUACUUCGAGACCGUCAAAGUAACCAUGGUCUUUCCUACGGAAGACAUACAUAGCCCCGUGAAUUUGCAGAUCGUGUGCAAGUAUAAACGCCAUGACCCUAAAGAUCGAAUCAAUCGUCUGUUUUACAACACUCUUACGAGUCUUACCCGUCACAUCAAGCUCAUUGAUACCGAUCUUUACCAGCUAAAUCAUACAAACAACUCCAUUGUCUCUGAGUAUCCGGCGGAAGAAUGUUUUAAAGCUUUCAUUGAAGCAUGUAAAGAAUCUGCUGUGGUGGAAAUCCAGACUAAAGAUUUGGUAAAAAGGACAACAACGAUCGGUUUAAUGAGGAGCACUGAUGUCUUGAUGACGAAGUUCAAUAGGCUCAAAGUCACCAUCACUAUUACUCCUCAGGAAGGCGAUAAGUGUUGCCACGUAGAAUGGACCACCGAGGCCGAGGAGCUUUCUGAUAACCGCCGCGAUAAAACCUUCAUUCGCAGAACAGCUGAUCUUAUCCAUGGCAUUAUCAGGAAGAAGCUUCGGAGUAAAUAGGACCCCUGGUGGAACCGUCGUGGAACGUACAAGUAUAAGAUGUGAAUAUGAAAAAUAAAAGUAAUAGUUGUUUCUUAAGUGUGAAUGAUGCAAAUAUGAAUAUUUUAAAAACAGAAGUCACAACCUUCAUUUAUGUGUGAUUUUUUUUUUUAAAAUUGAUCUAAUGGACCUAUUCCUACAAAGUCAUGUUACAUUUAAUCUUUAAUCUUAUCAUUUAAAUUUUGGGCCAACCCGAAAUUUUUAUUGAGCUA
Messenger RNA from Brassica napus (rape), 1237 nucleotides. RefSeq lists its product as uncharacterized. Lineage: Eukaryota; Viridiplantae; Streptophyta; Magnoliopsida; Brassicales; Brassicaceae. The record is from RefSeq and is a predicted model, not a curated record. The transcript has 3 exons. Bases 228 to 986 code for a protein of 252 amino acids.